UGCGUGGUGUGCCGAGGCAUAUGCAGCUGCAGCUUGUGCAGGGUGAAGGAGGGGCAGGAAGCAACGAGGUCCAUGUAGCGUGCCCGUCACCUGCCGUUCACAUGGAUGAUGUCGCUCGCUCUGCAGGCCACACAAAGGCAACCUCCCCCUCACUGCUGCAUCUUCACCUCCAGAACAGGUCCACGGCAGACGUUGAAAUACAAUACACGUACCAUAACAUGAUUUCCUAG
Messenger RNA from Closterium sp. NIES-65, 230 nucleotides. The record is from the annotation of a GenBank genome assembly. NCBI's taxonomy places the organism in Eukaryota, Viridiplantae, Streptophyta, Zygnematophyceae, Desmidiales, Closteriaceae.